This is a messenger RNA of Lachancea lanzarotensis, 1119 nucleotides long. Its product is annotated as LALA0S07e02278g1_1. NCBI's taxonomy places the organism in Eukaryota, Fungi, Ascomycota, Saccharomycetes, Saccharomycetales, Saccharomycetaceae. The coding region runs from base 1 to 1119 and encodes 372 amino acids. The record is from RefSeq and is a predicted model, not a curated record. The transcript has a single exon.
AUGACUAGACCUCAUUGGCCUACUCUCAAUGAGAAAAUGGAGUCUAGAGAGGCUUCUAAUGUUGAAGAUAGAAUUCCUUCCAAGUGUUUUAGGUCAGUGACCUCGUGGCGCAUUUACGAAUGGAGUAGAUGGAGACCUUUCCAAAUAGCUUUGCCUGUGUUACUGCUCAUGUUCUUUGUUAUUAGUACUUUAAUCAUAUUUUCUGCGCAGUGCGUACUCGACAAAGUGCUGGAAUACUAUCUACUGUGCGUCGGAUUAUUUCCUCUUUCCCGUGUAAUGUCAUUUAUCCUAAAGCGCAGAAAAAUCGCUCUUGUCGAACAGCAGAAGGUGGAAUUGUUCCGCAGGAUCAUGACACAGAGACCUGGAUUAAAUUUGACUAGCUGGGACUCUUUAGCAGUAGACAUAAACGAGUAUUUGAACCAGGAGCAGUUGUGGAACACACCAUGGUUUUUUUUCAACGGUGCUAGUCUCCAACAUAUCUUCCGAUCGUUUCUGUACCUUCCUCUCAAAGAUGGAAAAUUCGAUAAUGAUGCAGAGAUCAUGCUUCUUCUUGACGCUACAGUGGCGUACGAAAACUCCGUUCACAAUCCAGAGCAAUCAAGCGAGAAGAGCGAGCAAAUCUUUGGCGGUGCGCUGGGAAAUGGAAAACUUCCUAGAGAUUCAUAUCGCUUCAAGAUUGCGUGGUUCAUUGCUCUUGAAAAGAUGCAACUAGUAAUUACGGGUUUGGCGGUAGCCUGCUGCUACAUUUUUUUUAAUAAUGGGGCUUUAUUUGGGGCUAUUUUGCCUUUGGCGGUCUCCCUGAAAUCGUUUAUCGAUAGAGGUGCUAACAUGCCACUUGAUGCAACGGUCAAAUUUAUGGAGGCUGUUGACUUCUUUGAACCGGGGGAAGAUGGUUCGAUAUGGGAUGAAAUCGCCUUGAAAAUGAACUGCGAAUUCAAGUCGCAACGCAAACACAUGCGUGAUGUUUUUUUUGACGGGGAAAAUUGUCGCCAAAUGUUCAGGUCCAAGAUGUCCUCUAUCAUUGCGGACCGCAAGCCAAGAAUGCCAGAGCUUAUUUCUUUCGCGCAUGAGCUGAAUGUGGAUUGUGGCUGGAGUGACGAAGAUAAAUCAAGGCCCUGA